AUGGCCCAACAACAUACAGAACAGCUGGAUUCUCAGCAACAAAAGCCAGUGUCUUCAUUGACCAAACUUUUAAAUGAAUCGUCGACGUCGGUAUCGCAACCAAAGCAGCAGCAGCAGCAGCAACAGCAACAACAGCAACAAGGGGAGCGAACUGAAACACCAGCAUCAGGUAGUAAUAGAUCCUCACUGAAUGAAAACGGCUCUGCGUCGGAGCUCAACUUUGGAAAAAAGCCUAUACCUCAGCCCAUUACUACAUCAGGGUUGGCCGUUGAACCACAAGUUAUUAAUGGGUUUGAACCAUCACCAAAUACUCAGUUUCCACAUGUCCAGCUGUCAUUUACUCCAACAUCUCCCUUCACUAGACAGUCAGCCAGCUCGUUUUCCAGUCAAGUGGUUUCACAAUCGCCGAGGAACUUUUCCAGUCCCAGGUACUUGCGCAACAACUCCAUCAGCCAUUCAUCUUUUAGUGCAGGUGGUGGUGGGUUAGGCGGAGCUGAAAGUCUAUCUUCCUCGAUACCGUAUUGCGCACCAGGUGGAAGACCUGGUAAUACUGCUGCAUCGGCUAAUGGAACCGGUGCAGCAAAUGCAUCAUCAUCUUUGUCACAACGAGAGGCUAUUUAUGCUGAUGAUGCAAGCUUAAACUCGUCAGCGUCCUCAUCUUCGCAUAUACCCAAUAUACCUAAUGGGCAAUUCAUCAACUCCAUACAUAUUCAAUCGCCACAAGUGAAUGCAUCGAGUAUAGAUUCGCGAUUUGUUGUUUCAAAACAACGUAUUGCUCAGGCACAAGCAGCUCAACAAGCACAGCUAGUGGGAAGUGCAUCGCAACGCUCUGGUUCCCAAUCUGGCUUGUCUUCGUUCUUUUCUUCAAAGAGCAAGCCAUCAAAAAGGGAUUCGUCAUCAACGGACUUAGGAUCAUUCUACAACAAUGCUGCUUCCACUUCGUUCCAAGACAAUAAUGAAAUCUCUGGAUCACCUGCAAGUUACUCCUCAUCAGAAUCAAUCUUGACUGCCCCAAACUACAACGGAAACCCACCAACAAGGCAUAACUCAAUGUCCAACUUGAAGAGGUUUUUCAAGAAAUCCACUCCGAGUGCACAGCAAUCACCAGCAACUUCAAAUUUGUCUUCGUCAUUGCGAUCCAAUAAUGGAAUCAGUAUCCCCGCUGCAAACGCUGUCAAUAUACCUUCUUCAUCAAUCCCCAACAACAACUCAUCUUUUCCCAACAAUUCAUCGUUUACAGCCACUCCUUCCAACGCGUCAAUUACAAACUCACCAGGAGGAGGCUCCUCAAUCUCCAUCAGUCGCUCCUCUACUUUGCUGAAUAAAAUCAAGUACCAAGAACGCCGCCAAUCAGUGCUGCAGGUUAUUAAUCCAGCAGCACAGCAAUUGCCAUUUCUGAAAAGGUACGGCAAAUGGGAAGAAAGCUUGGGGGCAGGUGCUGGAGGUGCAGUCAAGUUAGUCAAGAGAUUAAGCGACAACAAAACAUUUGCCGUUAAAGAAUUUAGAGCCAAGUACCAAAGCGAAAGUAAACGAGACUAUGCUAAAAAGAUUACUGGAGAAUAUUGUGUUGGGUCAACUUUGAAACAUCCGAAUAUCAUAGAAACUAUCGAAAUUUGUUACGAAAAUGACCGGAUUUUGCAAGUUAUGGAGUAUUGCGACUACGAUUUAUUUGCCAUUGUCAUGUCAAACAAGAUGUCGCGAGAAGAAAUCAAUUGUUGUUUCAAACAAGUCUUGUCUGGAGUUCACUACUUGCAUUCAAUAGGAUUAGCUCAUCGUGAUUUGAAAUUGGAUAACUGUGUCAUUGACGCAAGAGGUAUCGUCAAGAUUAUCGACUUUGGAUCAGCGGUUGUUUUCUCGUAUCCCUUCUCCAAAACAUUGAUUGAAGCACAAGGCAUUGUUGGAUCAGAUCCAUACUUGGCUCCUGAAGUUUGUGUUUUCAACAAGUAUGAUCCUCGUCCGGUUGAUGUUUGGUCGGUGGCUAUGAUUUAUUGUUGUAUGAUGUUGAAGAAGUUUCCGUGGAAAGUGCCCAAAUUAUCCGACUCCAGCUUUAAAUUGUUUGCCACGCGAGGUGAAUUUGUUCCGAUUUCAGAAAUGUUGAAACGGACACCACAAGAUGUGCAGAAUUUGACCAGUGGUGGAUCAUCUGGAGCAUUGAGCAAUUUGGGCGAUAUUAGCGAGGCAUUGGAGGAGGAUAUAUCGCAAAUGUCGAUCCCAAGACAAGGACAAGGACAAGGACAAGGUGGCCAACAAAAGCCACCAAAGCCACAAGAGGGUACGAAGCGCGAUGCGCCAAAUGGCGGGGCAAAAGACCAUACAUCUAGUGAUACCGGUGCCGACAGAUUACUCCUUGCCUUGCCAGAAGAUUGUCGUCGUUUGAUAGGGCGUAUGGUCGAGUUGGCGCCCGCGUGUAGGAUCACUAUUGAUGAAGUGUUUGAGGAUGACUGGUUGAAGUCAGUGAAUAUGUGCUCAGUGGAAGAGACUGAACCCGGUAGUGGUGUGUACGAAGUUCUCAAGUGUGAUGACCAUGAGCAUACACAAGUUGACCAGUCAAAGGCACAUAUUGCUGCAUUUGAAAAGAAUAAAAAGAGAUAA
Molecule: messenger RNA, 2592 nt
Organism: Lodderomyces theae
Lineage: Eukaryota; Fungi; Ascomycota; Pichiomycetes; Serinales; Debaryomycetaceae
Gene: NPR1
Product: serine/threonine protein kinase
Exons: 1
Coding region: 1-2592 (863 amino acids)
Biological process (GO): protein phosphorylation; intracellular signal transduction
Molecular function (GO): protein serine/threonine kinase activity; ATP binding
Source: RefSeq, a predicted model, not a curated record